This is a messenger RNA of Closterium sp. NIES-65, 4053 nucleotides long. NCBI's taxonomy places the organism in Eukaryota, Viridiplantae, Streptophyta, Zygnematophyceae, Desmidiales, Closteriaceae. The record is from the annotation of a GenBank genome assembly.
AUGCCGGAGCCAAGCGCCGUGUGGCUGGUGGACAUCAGCAAGACCAUCGAAUCCGCCAUUGGCGCUCUCGCGCGCGCUAACCUCGAUGCUAAGAGCCACAACGGCAGAGUACAACUUGUACUCGUUACAGUCACAGCAGGCAUGAGCGGGAGUGCCUCACCAGCGCACGGCAUGGCGGGGAAGAUGUCAUUCGCGCGGCAGCUGCAGGCACAGGCGACGAAGAGCGAGGAGGACGAGGUCUACCCCACCUCCGGCCACAAGCAGAGCGCUGCAGACCUUGCCUCGCCCUCGGCGCGUCCGGCCAUCACGAUGCACACAGAGGCGGCAGAGGCACGCCCCGCCAUCACGAUGCACACAGAGGCAGCGGAGGCAGUGGGAGCGAGGGAUGUGCAUCGCAGCUGUCAAGUUGCAAUAUUUUCAUUCUCUCUUCGUGCCUUUCGACCACCCCCCUCCUCCCCACCACUGCGGUGCUGUGUUCCUCCUCUCCUUGUCCGUCCCUCUAACCCACAGACACGCCCAGCCAUUACGAUGCACACGGAGGCAGCGGAGGCAUGGGAGAGAGGGCUGUGCAUCGCAGCCGUCAAGUUCAAGGCGCAGCGGCUCUACAUCAGUAACACGCCGCCCCUAAGAAGGCAAGGUGCGUGGCCUCCCUCUUCCCUGUGCCGACUUAGACCGCGAACCAGCCGUGAGUCGUCUCAGCGGAUCAAGGUGCAGCGGCUCUACAUCAGCAACACGCCGCCCCCUAAGAAGGCCAGAGCCGCUGAAAGGGUCAGGUCAGGAUUCAUUAUGCCGCCUCUUCUGCUCCCUUUCCCCUGCGCCUCCUGCAGUCGGCGCCUGUUCCGGAAGCAUGAGCCUGCACCAAUCAUGGAUUUCCCGCUGGACCUCCUCCCCUCCACCUGCACGCUGCUCAUCCCCAAGGCCGACAAGCUCAUCACGCUCCAGGGCCACCUCAACGCAUCCGCACUGUCCAUCGAAACCCUCCUCCUGAUCAACGGCCUCAGUGCUCCCUCAGCGCUGCACAGCUUCAACGGCAGCAGAGGCCCGUCGCCCUCCCGCAAGGGCCUGCCUCCUCUCUCCCCUCGAGGUUUCACCCCGCGCCUCUUCUCCCCGCGUACAGCCUCCCCCACUGAUACCACUGACCCCCAGCUGGGGAACCCCCACCACCAGGCGAAUUCUGCUUUUCAAGGGAAUUCCCUCCAAGGGGUUUCCCACCGUGCGGAGGUGUAUCGGCCGGGAUUGCCGCCGUCGCCGCCAGCUGUUUGCUCGCCGUCCACUGCAGCAGCCGUGGCGUAUUCUGCCGCACUGGCCUCAGGCCCAACAGGCACUUCAUCGCUCUCCUCAUCAGCAGCCGCAGCAGCAGCAGGAGCAGCAGGGGUGACUGGGAUCGACCCGCGUGUGCAACCCCCAUCUCCGCGCAUCCACUUCCGCCCCUUCAACGUGUCGGCCUCGUUCGCCUCGCGCUCCAUCAAGCGUCGCAUCCCCUCCGCCUCCAUGCGCGCUGCCUUUGUGCGCCGCAUGCUCAGCCCCAGCGGUGCCCGCCGCGGCAGGGCAGCGGGCGCUGACAGCUCUGACGGUGACGACAGCAGUGGCAUCGGCAGCAGCCACCACUUUUUCAACCGUGCUAGAGGGUUCUCCCUCAGUGGCAGUUUCGGCAGCCACAGCAGGGUCAGUGCUGGGGCAUCUGGAGCAGCUGCUGGUGCUGGUGCUGGUGGUGGUGCUGGCGCUGGUGGUGGUGCUGGUAGUGGGGAGCUGCUGAGGGCGCGGCUGCAGAGGCAGAACUCGUUUUCCAAUCUCGAGGCUCUCAUGGCUGCUGGCACUUGCUCCGGCACCUUUGCUGUCGGCUCCGGCGCCCCCCUGCUCGGCACUGGCGGUUACUACGGUGACACUGAUUUCCCCACCACUGCUUCUAAUGGUGUCGCUGCCGCUGCUGCUGCUAGUGCUGCUGCUGGUGCUGGAGGUGUUGCUGCUGGUGCCGGUGCGGGUGGGUUCAGUGGGGGUUCGUUGGCAGACGCGGUGCAGAGGGCGGCGAGGGCGGGGGCGAUGGCGGGGAGGGGGCGCAGCAUGAUACCCCAGUCGGAGCCGCUGUGCCUGGGCAUGUCGGCUGCUGUUCUCAUGGACGACUCGGAUGAUGAGGACGAGGAGGAGGAGAGAGGGAGCGAGAUGGGGAGCGAGAGGGGUGAGGAGAGUGGGAGUGAGCGAGGAAGGAGUGAGAAGGCCGGGAGGCUUGGACUACCAUUGAAUCUGGGCGCGCGACCGCCAACACCUCCCAAAUCCCCUGUGGCACGGUCCAUGGCAAGCUGCCCUGUCAGCAGCGCUGCCAGCAUUCCCGAGCUGGAGGAGGGCGAGGAGGAAGAGGACGAGGAGGAUGCAGGGAACAAGGUCCCGCAACGCACCACAGCUAGCCACAGCAUGAGCAUGGCACAGCCUGCGCAUCAAGCCAGCUUCACGGGCUCGGAUAGAGGUUCGGCUGGACCGUCUCCUCCAUCCAACCCGCCCGCCACACCACCCCGGACUCACAUUUCCUCUCGCGCGUUUCCCAACCGCCCCUCUCCACCAUCUGCCCUCUCUGCCCUCCCCAAUUCUCCUCCUAUUUCCACUUCCUCCAAAUCGCCUCCCCCUCAGGCACCCAUAGCCCUUCUCAUCCCCAGCAACCCUCUUGAGACUCUUGAGACGGCGUUCAGCAGCCCACGGUUAUCCCUCUCACCGUCCAGCCCCCAUUACUCUGCGCAAGCUCCCACCACCCCUCGCCUGCCCAAGUCACCUGGUACCCCCACCAGCUUUCCCACCCAAGCACCCACCACGCCUCGCCUACCCAAGGCGUUUUCCAACCCCAACCCGCCCACAACCCCACCCGGACUUGCCCUGACCAAAUCCUCCUCCAUCUCGGUUCUUGCCCAGCUGCCCUCCAGCCCUAAGGGUGUGUUGGGUGCCGUGCACAUGCCCUCCACCCCUCUGGGUGUGCUGGGGCUGCGCACAUGCCAUGCACCCCUGAGGCCAUGCAGUUGCCCUCCACGCCUCGGCCUGCGCUGGCACCUCUGUGUGGGGCAGCCCUUGACUUGUCUCACGACUCGCCUCAGGAGUCGCUUCAAGACUCCGCAUACGCUUCUCUCCCCGAGGUGGAGAGCCCCUGCAGCAUCAGCAGCCGCAGCAGCAGCGGCGGUACCACCAUAUUCCUCCUCCAGCAGCCUCUCAGCCUGGUCGCCUGCUCGCUCUGAGGCCAGCAGUGCCUCCCUUCUCUUCCGAACCGAAUCCCGAACCUCCACCGAGUCCUCCCGACCCUCCACCGAGUGCCGGACCUUCUCCCGAGCCGAGAUCCUCCAGGCCACCGACCACUUCUCCCCGAAAACCAUCCUCACUAAAACCUGCCCCGAGGAGCGCUGCAUAGUCUACGAGCACCUCCCAGGCGGCUCCCUCCUCGAGCGCCUCGCCAAAACCCCCGGCACCAAGCCGUGGGCCCCGCUGACAUGGCACGACCGGAUCCGCGUGUCGUGCGAGCUGGCGGCAGCCCUGGUGUUCCUCCACUGCCACGACCCGCCAUCGUCCACGGGGACUUGCGUCCGGAAAAUAUCCUUCUGGACCGAAACAAGCGCAGCAAGGUGGGCGAUGUGGGGAUUGCUCAGUUCGUGGCAGGGCGAUGUGCUGCCUGAAACGUGGCGUCUGUCUGGGUCUGUCGGGUACAUAGACCCGUCUGAGAUGCAGACCGGGGAGGUGACGGGGAGGAGCGAUGUGUAUGCGCUGGGGUUGAUAAUCCUCCAGCUGCUUCUUGGGCAGCCGAAUAUCCGCGCGCUGCACAAGCAGCUGAUGCCAUUCAAGCGGGCGGGCGGGGCGGUGGAGGCAGCCGUUGAUGAGCUGAUGUGCUGUUUGGAUCCUGCGGCUGGGAUUUGGCCGCGGAAGGUGGCUGAGAGGAUGCUGGCAAUGGCGCUGCUGUGCGUGCUGAACGAUGCUGAGGCCCGGCCGGACUUUGUGGGGUGUGUGUUUCCGGAGCUGAGGCAUGUGGGGCAGUGGGCGAGGCGGAGAGGAAGAGGCGGUGCCCGGGGCAGGAGGAGAAGCUGA